This is a messenger RNA of Solanum dulcamara, 1537 nucleotides long. Its product is annotated as DNA excision repair protein ERCC-1. Gene Ontology annotation, biological process: meiotic mismatch repair; nucleotide-excision repair; mitotic recombination. The record is from RefSeq and is a predicted model, not a curated record. Gene Ontology annotation, cellular component: nucleus; ERCC4-ERCC1 complex; nucleotide-excision repair factor 1 complex. Bases 144 to 1319 code for a protein of 391 amino acids. NCBI's taxonomy places the organism in Eukaryota, Viridiplantae, Streptophyta, Magnoliopsida, Solanales, Solanaceae. Gene Ontology annotation, molecular function: single-stranded DNA binding; damaged DNA binding. The transcript has 9 exons.
UGUGGUUAGAUUCGUUAGCGUCAAAUGGGAUAGGCUGUUCGGGUUGGGUCGGGCUGGUUUUGGGAUAGAAUUUGCUGCGAGAAAAUCAGAAAAGAUGGCGGCGAAACAGAACCGAAAGCAGCAGGAGAAAAAACAGUAACGAAAUGGGAGACGCAGAGCGGGAAGGAGAGAAGAAGAACUUUGUGAUACAUAUUCCUUCCUAUGAAGAAGUUAUGGAGAGUUCUUCUCAGUCCAAAACGACGUCGUCCUCAUCUUCUCUCUUCAACCCUACCCCUUCUUUCUCCCAAGCAUUCAAAUUCGUCAAGAACUCCGAAUUCUACUCCCCUCCCCCUCCCCCGCCUUCUCAGCCUUCUUCCUCCUCUCAAUCCGCCACUCCCAGACAGGUCAAUAGUUCAGAUGUUCCCGCUUCAUCAUCAUAUUCUACGCCCUCAUCUUCAGCUAAUCGAAAUGCUAUACUUGUUAGCAAUAGGCAGAAGGGAAAUCCGUUGCUUAAACAUAUCCGGAAUGUGAGGUGGAUUUUUGCAGAUAUUGUUUGUGACUACUUAUUGGGCCAGAACACUUGUGCUCUUUAUUUGAGCCUCCGGUAUCAUUUGCUUCAUCCAGACUACUUGUAUUUUCGGAUUAGGGAAUUGCAGAAGAACUAUAGACUCCGCAUAAUUUUGUGCCAUGUUGAUGUUGAAGAUGUUAUGAAGCCUUUACUUGAAGUUACCCGAACUUCUCUCCUUCAUGAUUGCACUCUGUUAUGUGGAUGGAGUUUGGAAGAAUGUGGACGGUACUUGGAGACGGUAAAGGUUUAUGAAAAUAAGCCCGCCGACCUCAUUCAGGGCCAAAUGGAUGGAGACUACCUAUCACGGCUGAAUCAUGCCCUGACGGCAAUACGACAUGUUAACAAAACAGAUGUUGUGACUCUUGGCUCGACAUUUGGGUCUCUUUCGCAUGUGAUGGAUGCAUCUAUGGAAGAUCUUGCUCGUUGCCCUGGAAUAGGAGAGCGCAAGGUAAAACGCUUGUAUGAUGCUUUUCAUGAACCUUUCAAGCGAGAAGUGCCAAAACGCCAAUGCAUUCCAGAAACUGCAGUCGCUAAUGAACCUCAUCCUGGCUCCAGCAAUACAAAAGAAGAUGAGAAGGAAACUGUGGAUACAAGCAAUUGUCAGAAGAAAGAACCCGAAGUGACUGUCAAGUCAGCACUUUCUGCUGCUUUUGCUAAGUACUCGCACAAAAUCGCGAGAAAGACGAAUAAAUCACAAGAAGAGGAAGAAGGGAAAUGCAGUGCUAAGGAAGAAUCUAAAACCGGUGACACGAAUGGCAGCAACGACUUCUGAAUCUCGGUAUCUUGAACCAAAAAAGAAUAGGUUUCUUAGUCACUUCUUUUCAUGCUAAUGUUCCUAAUUUUAUAUUUCUCCAUUUGUUUGAUUUCUUUUAGUAAUUCCUUAUAAAUUGAUGGGAAACUCAUAGAAGAUAAUUAGUGAACAAAGAUUCAGAAGAUGUUUGGACAUGAUUUAGUUGAGAUUAAAAAAAAAGUAGCAUUUGAAAGUUGAAA